This is a messenger RNA of Helicoverpa zea (corn earworm), 6207 nucleotides long. RefSeq names its product oxysterol-binding protein-related protein 8 (gene Orp8). Lineage: Eukaryota; Metazoa; Arthropoda; Insecta; Lepidoptera; Noctuidae. The coding region runs from base 848 to 3403 and encodes 851 amino acids. Gene Ontology annotation, cellular component: membrane; intracellular membrane-bounded organelle; cytosol. The record is from RefSeq and is a predicted model, not a curated record. The transcript is spliced from 21 exons. Gene Ontology annotation, molecular function: cholesterol binding.
AGAAAAAGGAUAAAUUUUGUGCCUUGAAGCAUAUUCAAUAAAAAUUAACAUUGUUUCGACACAGUUAUAAACAAUACGGACGGUGUAAUUAGGGCAAUAAACUGUGCAUUCCCUGUAGGACAUUUGUGUUGUGUGUGCGUUUUUUUCUUUAUAUUUAGUGUUCAAUACCGCUUUGGUGUUUAACAAAUAAGCGGCUGAAUUGUAUGAAUUGGCAUAGCUCUUUAUAAUUAUUUAUUAGCCGUUCGCGUCGCCUACUACAUUGUGCGAGCGACAAUUGCCGGACGAGUAAUUCACAAGACUUAUUUAUUAGUUUAACGUGUCAAGAAAUGUGCGGUGCCGUAAUAAAACUACAUAAAACGUGUUCAAAAGAUAUUUGAUGAACUGGGAUAUCAGUAAAUUGGAUCGAAAAUCCUAUAUUUUUUCCUUAACUAUACUUCCUUUACCAUUCCAAAUAUUAAUGUAGUUAAAAUUAAUUAAUAAUACUUCCAAAAUAAUAUUAUAAUAUAUGUAGCGAAUAUAAUAGUAAUUUAAUAAUUAUUUUUAUUAUCCUAUUCCUUAUUCAUUCCAAUUUUUAUUAAAAUAAAAUAAACGAAUGAAUAUAAUGUUUAAAUGUUGUACUUAGCAAUUAUUUUUUAAUAGAAUUUAAAUUCAAUUCGCAUUUUCAAUAACAUACAAUAACAACGAAUAAUUUUCAAAUCAAUUCAAUUAUUGUUCGAAUAAAUUUUAUUCGCCCAAUAAAUAUACAAUUUAUUCGCCCAAUAAGUCCUUUUUCUACCCAAUGUCCUGCCUCUAGCCCCGUGUACGACCGAAACCAGAUAUUUCCAGAAUGUUCUGACCCUAUUCCGCCAUGUCGUCCUCCCCAGCUGUCGAACCAUCUUCUCCCUCCACGUCCCCCUCGUCUCCGGCUUUGAGAGCUGAUUGCGCGCAGUUCCAGACUUCUACUCCUUAUUAUACUGGAAGGAAGCAGCCACAGCCACCCCUGAACGUAGUGUUACCUGCCACUGCGCCUGCGACACCUCCUACUUACGGUGAAGCCACACUAACCCCCCCUCCCAGGUCGCCAGGAGUGCCGACGGUUGCCAGUCCAGCGUCAGCCUCCGGCGACGGUCGAUCCCAUCCUCCGGACGGUACUUCUUCUGAUAAGUCUUCAGAAACAGCGGUUGGCGGCAUAUCCCGUACGGCCAGUACGGCACUCUCCCGCAAAGAGAGUUACAAAGCUCAGAGACAGCACUACAGAAGAGAGAAGAAGAGAGCGGCGUCUGCUCUACUCCACUCCAUUGAAGAUCCCUCUGUGGUUGUCCUUGCUGACUGGCUGAAGGUUCGAGGCUCCCUCAAGUCAUGGACAAAGCUAUGGUGUGUGUUGAAGCCUGGAUUGUUACUACUCUAUAAAAGUCCUAAAGCCAAGAGCAGCCACUGGGUGGGCACAGUACUACUAACAUCGUGCCAAGUAAUAGAACGUCCUAGCAAGAAGGACGGCUUCUGCUUCAAGCUGUACCAUCCGCUCGAGCAGAGCAUCUGGGCACCCAGGGGACCGCACAACGAGACCAUCGGAGCGGUAGUUCAGCCGCUGCCGACCGCGCACCUGAUAUUCCGCGCGCCGUCGCAGGCGGCCGGACACUGCUGGCUCGACGGACUUGAACUAGCUCUACGAUGCAGCAAUGCUAUGCUAAGAUGUUCCCGGUCCCGCCCCGAACAAACGGUGGCGGCGGACUCGCCGGCCACGCAGACGAACCUAUCGCAUGAGGAUUUGGAGAAACAUUUCAAUGAACACGAGCUAGCCGGCGCCGCGUCAGACUCCGACAGCGAGGCGUCUCGUAUCGGAAUGCCGAACCGGCCGGACAAGAAGCAGGAAAUAUUGGCCGAGAUCGAGGCUAGCUAUGUUGCGGACACCAAUUUCGAUAUUGGGGUGGCCGGCCUGAUAGAAGAAGAAGUGGCCGAAGAAAACAAGUCUCUCCUCUGGUUCCUGCUGAAGCAGGUGCGACCCGGCAUGGACCUCAGCAAGGUGGUGCUGCCGACCUUCAUCCUGGAGCCGAGGUCCUUCCUCGACAAGCUGUCCGAUAAUUACUAUCAUGCUGAUAUAUUGGCGCAAGCCCAACAAAUAGUGGACCCAUACCAAAGAUUCGUGGCGGUCGUUCGUUGGUACCUAUCCGGUUUGUACCGGAAACCCAAGGGUCUCAAGAAGCCUUACAACCCGGUGCUGGGCGAGACCUUCCGCUGCUGUUGGCGUCACAGCCAGGACUCCUAUACUUAUUACGUGGCUGAACAGGUGUCCCAUCACCCUCCAGUGUCAGCCUUCUACGUGACGAAUAGGAAGGAGGGUUUCGUCAUAGAAGGCAGUCUAUUAGCUAAAUCCAAAUUCUACGGUAACUCAACGUCAGCCAUACUAGAGGGUUGCGCCCGGAUUCACCUUCUGAACUGGGGCGAGACCUACAUUACUACUGCCCCUUAUGCACACUGUAAAGGCAUUGUCAUUGGUACUCUUAGCAUGGAGUUAGGUGGAAAGGUACACGUUAUGUGCCCCGAUACCGGCUAUCAAGCAGACGUAGAAUUUAAAUUAAGGUCGUUCCUAGGCGGUGCAGAUCAGACAAACUCCAUCCAGGGUAGGAUUAAACGUGGCAAGGAAACUGUUGCCGUACUAGAAGGCUAUUGGGACGGGAAAAUCGAUAUUAAGGAUAAGAAGACCGGGGAGGAAUCAAACCUAUUCGACGUGUCUGUACUAAAAGAACAACGAUUACCUCGAUACCUCAUGAGUAUGGAGAAACAACAAGACUUCGAGUCUGCCAAGCUGUGGAUCAAAGUCUCAGAGGCCAUACAGAAUGAGGACCAGAUAGCAGCAACAGAGCAGAAGACGAUAAUAGAGGAAGCUCAGCGCGGGCGGGCGCGGAACCUCGUGACGCCGUGGAUACCGCGACUCUUCCACAGGAACCCGCAUGCCGCGCCGCCUGACGGUGUCACAGACCAAGGAUGGGUGUACAAUCAUUUAAAUACGACGCCAUGGCAAGCAGACGAAAUAAUAGAAUACGAAGAAGAUUUCGUAAUAAAGACCCUUCGGGAAGGCCCGCCUCCAGUCAAGACCAGUGUGGAAUUGAGACGAGACUUAGCCAGAAGAAUGUCGGAUUCCGACAGCCAUGAUGAACUGGCUCGACCUAAGAGUUCUGCACGGACAUUAAAACAAAGUCUAUACGCCAUAGACACGGCAUUAAGAGAACAAACUCUAGCGAUAGAACGCCUAUCCAAGUCGGUUGAAACUAUCAGCGAAGCCCAGAGACAAGCGGCCUCGAACAGACCUCUAAAUGUAGGCCGGGUCCCUACAUCCAGCCAUUCAUGGGACCUCUUCGGAGGAUUCGUGUUAGCCAUGGUGUUGCAAGCACUACUAAACUGGGUUUUCUACCAAAAAGACUGAACAGUGUUGCCACUUUAAAAAAUUCAAUGUGAUGUAAGAAAAUUUGAGUAUUUUUUUAAUACUAAGAGGUUUUUUUUUUGGAUUUUGACGCUUUCAUUUGCUUUGGAUUUUGACUGCAAGGGGAAGGACGGUUUUUUACCUAAAGGUAGCCGGUUCGAUUCUCUGUUAAUGCACUUACGUGUAAGUGUGAAAAUAUAUUUUUGUUCCUAAGUUUAAAUAAUUCCUUUGUAAAAUAGUUUCCUCUUGCGGGUGUUGAAAAGCCAUUUUAAUUUCAUUCAAAAUGGUAGAAAUUUCACUUAUUAUAGUAGUUUUUAAUUACCCAGCUGUUAAAAUCAAUAAUAUUGUGAAAUUUGUACUAUUUUAAGUGUGUAUGCGUUUUUAGCGAAAAUUUAUAAUAUAAAUGAAACAAUGAAUUAAUUUAAAUAUUUGCAAUUAUAAACUAAAUACGGACAUAUUACGAAUAUUAUUAAUAAAAUAAUGAAUUGUGUAAUUUUGAAGGUUAUAAUUAAAAUUGAAUUGCAGUGUUGCCAGAUAAUUUUAUUUUAGCGUUACAAUACAUCGACCAAUUAUUUAGUUUUAAUUGUCUAUGAUGUGUGUGUUUUUUUUUUCAAAAUGGCGGUAAUGUACUUGAUAUAGUUAGUAAAUUAAACUUACUAUGUGCAAGAUGUUUUCUAAAUGAAUAUUACGGUUUUCAAAAUACAUUUUACCAAUGGCAACUUAGUGCAAAUGCCAGCAGGUUAACUAUCCGAAUCUGUCAAAUUUUACCAAUCGAACAUAAACCUUCAACUAUUGUGAUAAGGUUGAAAAUCUAUUGAAGAAAUUUGACAGAUUGAGGCAGGUUUACGUCUGAACAGUUCCAAGUCAUAUAACUUUAUCUUUCUGAAGUUGGUUACUAGUGAGUUCUGUUACUGUAACAGCCUUUUUAUCGUCCCACUGCUGGGCACAGGCCUCCUCUCACACGGAGAAGUCACUCGAUAUAGUUAAAAUGUACGAACAAAAUACUACUGCGCAUGCGAGAGGCAUUAAAUUGCUAACUUCAGAGUAGCAAAGAUAUUUUAUGAAGAUGUAAUAGUGUUAUUUUGGCACGUUUAAGGUAUAGAACUUAAAAUAGGGAGUUUUAAAAUAUACUCUACUCCAUUUGAGUAUUCACUUAACUGAAGGCAAACAAUCUUGAUAGGACUUUUUACACAAAUACAAUAUUAAACAAAUAAAACUGCUGCUUAAAAUAAUGAUUCAAUUGAUCAAGUACAUAUUAUUUAUUGGAUAAAGCGGCAUAAUAUUUUUAAACGUGAGUUUCUAAAUAAAAAGUCAUAAUAUCAAGAUUGUCUGAUCUUUAGUUACUAGCCUACUCAAAGGAAGUAUAGACUGUAGAACCAAAGCUCGAGUCAAAUAUCUUUGCAAUCCUGAAGUUAGCCUUUUAACUCGUUGCGUAUAUGUUCGUAUAGAUAUUGUCGAGAAGCUUUGCUUGUCCGAAGUUGGCUACUAUUGACUUCACAAUAGUCUAAAAAUUAUGAACAAAACACUACUGCGUGCAUGGUGUUAAAUGGCUUACUUCAGGGUUGCAAAAUUAUUUGACGCUGCUCUCAUCAUCUGCCUAGCCUUUUCCCAACUAUGUUGGGGUCGGCUUCCAGUCUAACCGGAUGCAGCUGAGUACCAGUGUGCCACACAGAGCGACUGCCUAUCUGACCUCCUCAACCCAGUUACCCGGGCAACCCGAUACCCCUUGGUUAGACUGGUGUCAGACUUACUGGCUUCUGACUACCCGUAACGACUGCCAAAGAUGUUCAAUUUAUUUGUCAUUGCACUAAAAUAGUUAUUUAUGUUAAAUAUCUAGUACAUAACCGCCAUAGGGAUUUUGGAAUUAACUUAUAAACGGCUGUUUAAAAGACAAUUUGUAUUUAUAUAAUUAUGAUAUGAUUAUUAGUUAAAUUUUAAAAUGUUGAAGUGAUAUAGCUCUCUCUGGUUUUACUAUCGUAGAUUAUAUAGUAAUAUUUUUUCUGUCUUUGUAUAUGCAAAGCCUACAUUUGAGAACGAGCUCAACUGAAGGAAUAUUGAGUAGGACUUUUUACAGAAGCACAAAUAGGGUGACAUAAUUAGUAAACUGUACUUGAAUACUUGAUGAAAGAAACUUUUUUUUAUCCUCAUUAGUUUAAUCACAAUUACAUAAUAGAUGUUUGAAACUGUACUAAUGAGCAUUUAAAAUAAGUUUCUUUGGUAAAUUUGUUUUUAAUCAUGAGUAGAAACACAUGUUAAAGAUUCGGUCACUAAUUUACCAGUCACCCUAUAUAAAUUCAUAAAAUAAAACAAUAGUCAUGUUAUGUUGAUUUUCUUUUAUAAUUUUCUGUAAUAAUCUAUAGCUGGUCCCAAUACUCUACCUAACUGUUGUUUACUUACUAGAGAUAGGAAUUUGUAAGUUUGUUUACAGCCAGUUUCUUCAUGAAAAGUAAAGCCAAAGUAAUGUCAUAAAGUAAAAGUAACCGUCAAAUUCGUUUUUUCAAGGUUAAAGUAACAGCAAAACUAAUAGAUAAAAUCGAGAAAAAACGAAUUUGACCGUUACUUUUACUUUUACUUUGGCUUUUACUUUUGAUGAAGAAACUGGCUAUUAGUAAGUAAAUCAACAGAUGAAUCGGCCGCAAAUCUACUAUAGUAAAACCAUGAGAUAUUUUUUGCCUAAAUUUAUCCAAAAUAAGUGAUAAAAUUAAAUAUUGUUAAUGAAAAAAAAAAUAGAAAACGCUUUGGCUGAGACGUCAUUAUUUAAUAUAUUAUAAAAUUAAUUGAUAAUUAAUAAAAUCCUGAACAAAUUA